Messenger RNA from Toxoplasma gondii ME49, 899 nucleotides. RefSeq names its product SAG-related sequence SRS22D (gene SRS22D). The transcript is spliced from 2 exons. Gene Ontology annotation, cellular component: membrane. The record is from RefSeq and is a predicted model, not a curated record. NCBI's taxonomy places the organism in Eukaryota, Apicomplexa, Conoidasida, Eucoccidiorida, Sarcocystidae. Bases 161 to 733 code for a protein of 190 amino acids.
CACUGUAGAGUGGACAUGGACGGAUUAAACUGCCACAGCAGUCUCUCCGUCUCCGGACAACGCCUGCCAGUAGCGUUCCUCGGUGUGCUUCCAAUGGAUAUGCCACCCUGUGUUCCCACCGAAAAGCUUUACGGAUACAGCGAAAGAUAAUUCGUCUAUUAUGCUCAAAAAUCUACUCAAGAUGAAGUUCUCCCUCUUGACCCUCGCCGCCAUCGCCGUCCCUGCCUCUGCCCUGCAAGCUAAGAGCGACAACCCUACCGGUCAGCAACCUGAUGUCACCAUCCAGACUUGCCAGCAGGGCCACGCGCUCAGCUUCAACAUCACCGAAGGUGGGCAGUCUGUCCACUUCAAGUGCGGUAAAGGACUCCAGUACCUGAACCCAAAGCUCGACGAAAACAACCCGCAAAUGUACGAUGGAGACAAGCCACGCCACAUCCGUGAAUUCCUGCCUAGCGCGACAUUCAAAGAAGUCGAGGCAGCUGCUGCUAUCAGUACUACCACGAUGACCCAGCCUGCUGGUACUGAGAAGGAGUACAACUUCACGGUCCCCGUCUUGCCCAGUGAAGAAUAUCAGCUCCAUGUCAACUGCACGGCCACUGGUACACCAGCGAGUAGCCGCGCUGACACCAAUGACUGCCAGGUUAACUUCCACAUCGCUUCCUCUGCUGUCCGCCCCGUCGUGACCGCGGGCACCGUUGCUGGUGUCGUUGCAUCUCUGCUGCACUUCUCCUAAACCACUCAUUUACCUCCAGUGAUUCUGGCUGCCCAUUUACAUGGGCCACUUCAAAUGAAUUAGGGUUCUUGCCUCGUUGUUUCUGCGGUACGAAAGUUGGAGUUCAACGAUGGGUGGUGGCCAGCCACCAUACCAUGUCGUGGCCCUCCAGUGAGGUUUGCUCCCC